AUGAAAUUGAUUUCUGAUGGAGAAUCGAGUCGAGCGCUCGUCGCCGUCCCCUUUCCUUCCUCACCUCGAGCAAAGAGGAGCGGCAAUAGCCAUGGCCACCUCCGCCUUCUCCUGCCAGCGCUGUUCCCCAAGCCCAAUUUCCUCGCCGCACCUCUCCACCCCAGUCUCCCACGAGGCCGCCAACUCCGCUGCUCGCCCAACGGCGCCGCCGUGCCGGAAUCCCCUAAACCCGCCUCUCGCCGCGGUCGGAAGAAGUCUCCGUCCCCGUCCCCGUCGGCGCCGAAGGCGAAGGCCACGAGGCGGAGAACCAAGAAGGAGGGCCAGGAUUCCGACCCGGAGAGUGAGAAGGGGCCGGCGAAGCGGGCAGGCCGCCGGACAAGGAAGUCCAAGGAAGAGCAGCAGGAGGUCGUGGCCCAGACGGCUAGCGACGGGACGGAGGAGACGAUUCAAGAGUCCGAGGAGGAGGAUGGGUUGGAGGUGUGGAGCGGCUACGACGACGGGGAGGACUUCGCGAACGACUGGCCGCCGCUGGUGUGCUGCUUCGGCGCGCCGCGGUGGGAGUUCGUGCCCACGGUGCGGGUGUCGGACCGGCAGAUGCACCCCGACCAGUACUCCACGUGGCGGCACCUGCAGUGGGAGCCGCCGGAGUUCGCGCGCGCGCCGGGGAGCGCGGCGAGCAACGUGGCCAUCGCGCUCACCCGGCUUGGCGGGCGCGGCGCGGUGCUGGGCAAGGUCGGCGACGACGACUUCGGGCGCGAGCUUGUGUACCGCAUGAACUGCGAGCGGGUGCAGACACGCGCCAUCAAGUUCGACGGCAAAGCGGCCACGGCCACGGCGCGCAUGAAGGUGAGCUUCCGGGACCGGGAGGACGGCAAGGGCGGCACUAAGCUUGUGGCCGAGACGGUGAAGAGCGCUGCCGAGGACUCCCUCCGCAAGACCGAGAUCAAUGUCGAUGUAUUGAAAGACGCCAGAAUGUUCCAUUUCAAUUCAGAAGUCCUGUUAAAUCCAUCAAUGCAUGAUACACUCUUCAGAGCCAUUGAAUUAUCCAAAAAAUUUGGAAGUAAAAUAUUCUUUGAUCUGAAUUUGCCAUUGCCAUUGUGGACUUCAAGGGAUGAGACAAAGAAGGUGAUAAAUAGGGCAUGGAAAGAGGCUGAUAUCAUAGAGGUGUCAAGGGAUGAGCUGGAAUUCCUCCUUGAUCAUGAGUAUUAUGAAUACAAGAGAAACACCCCACCUCAGUAUUAUCUGGAAGGAUUUCAUUUUACAAGAAACUGGCCACAGUACUACAACUACAGCCCUGAAGAGAUUGCUCCUAUUUGGCAUGAUGGAAUUAAGAUCUUGCUUGUGACCUAUGGGACACUUCGGAUUCACUACUACACGCCCAAGUUUCAUGGCUGUGUGGUUGGGACAGAGGACGCACUCAUAACUCCAUACACCACUGACCGAACAGGUUCUGGUGAUGCUGUUGUUGCUGCUGCGAUUAGGAAGCUAACGACUUGUCCUGAGAUGUACGAGGACCAGGAUACAUUGGAGAGGCAACUAAGAUUUGCUGUUGCUGCUGGAAUCAUAUCACAGUGGACAAUUGGUGCUGUGCGAGGAUUUCCCACUGAGAGUGCUACCCAGAACUUGAAGGAACAAGUCUAUGUGCCUUCUAUGUGGUGAAAUGGAGCUACAGGCGCAAUUCAGAUGCACCAAUUGCUCAGGUAUCCUCUUAUCAUCCAUUCUGUAAUGAUUUCAGUUUUAGGGGCAUUAUGCAUGUCAUUAAAUGUUUUGGAAAGUUUGACUGCUACCGAAAUGCCUCUAAUAGUCUAAUGAUCGGCACAAGUUAUAUAGUUGAAUCUUCAAUUUAAUUUUGUGAAAAUAAUUUGCAGCCACACUCUAUUUGAUGUGCUACUGUAAAUGCACUUCAGUUAUUAUUUUUUCUCAUGAUUUCUAAACCUUA
Messenger RNA from Panicum virgatum (switchgrass), 1939 nucleotides. Its product is annotated as fructokinase-like 1, chloroplastic. The coding region runs from base 1 to 1659 and encodes 552 amino acids. Gene Ontology annotation, biological process: plastid transcription; chloroplast organization. The transcript is spliced from 4 exons. NCBI's taxonomy places the organism in Eukaryota, Viridiplantae, Streptophyta, Magnoliopsida, Poales, Poaceae. The record is from RefSeq and is a predicted model, not a curated record. Gene Ontology annotation, cellular component: chloroplast nucleoid.